UUGCUGCAUAUAUUUUUAUAUUGUAACAUAUCGAUUGAGGUUAGCAGGUGUGUGCUCACGCUCUGCGUCUCAUGUUUACGAAUUUUUAUCAUGAAUAAGUUGUUAAUUAUUUUACUAUGUAUAUUUAUUUGUUGGUGCAAUUUAGUGAAUACCUACGCCUUGACCAAUCAACGAUCGGAGCAAGAAGAAAAUGAAGAACGCAUCGUGGUCAAACAGCUGGCCAAAAUGAUUCGCAACAGUCAAGAAAAUCUAAAAAAUCAGAGAGAGAAAGACGACUACGAUAGUGAAAAAGCGCAAUCCGAAGUAGACGGCACGAACGACGAAUAUAUUCCAGCUUUUAGCGAUUCGGAAUCGUCAUCGUUCGAAUACAAAAGCCCGCCUAUGGUAUUAGCCAACGAUGAAGUCGCAUCUAACAAACAACCAUUCGCAGUUCCACCUACCGACUAUAGAUAUUACGAAAAAGAUUUUUCUGAAGCGGCCGAACCUCUACAAGAGCCACCUUCGGUACCACAACAACAACAGCCUGCGGAUACGGCGCCUGUAACCCUUUCGCUAUCCAGCACAACAAACAGCAAGAAAGAACCACUCAACGAAACAGAAGAAGAAAUUCAAAGGAGAAAACUAUACGCUCACUUAACGUUAAAUCCGUCUUUCAUACCUUACGGUCAAGUGCAGUCACUUCGUCUUCCAGCUGGUGGAUAUUAUUAUAAUGAUAAAAAUGGAACGUAUUUCCUCGCGUUAAUAUAUGGAACUGUGUGCGCAAUUUUGGUGAUAACGUCCGGAGCAGCGUAUGUUUUUUACAGAAAACUUCGAAAAAACGUUAAAGAUGCCGAAGAUGUAGAUUAUCCAGCAUACGGAGUAACAGGACCAAGUAAAGAUGCGCCUGCUCCAACUGGUGACAGACAUUUAGCACAUUCCGCUCAAAUGUACCAUUAUCAACAUCAAAAGCAGCAAAUUAUCGCUAUGGAGAAAAAUUCAUCGCCUCAUAAAAUACGUAAAGGAACAGAAUCUGGAAGUGAAGAAGACGACAUGACUGUGUACGAGUGUCCCGGAUUAGCUCCUGUGACCGGAGAAAUGGAAGUAAAAAAUCCCAUGUUCCAAGACGAGGAAGAAGUGAAAAUAUCUACAACGGCUGCUAAAGAAUCGACCAAUCAAAAACAAACGUCGAAUUUAGAAGUGCGAAAAUCAUCUAAAUAAUUUCUCAACGUGCAUCUUCCAUCGCAGGCGAAACUCCAGCACGUUUUUGAAAUUAAAUUUUGUUUUUGACUACUUUUUUUCGCGUGACAUUUUGCCGCUGCUAAAACAAAAAAAAAAUGAAAAAAAUGAAAAAAAAAAUAUGAAAGCGACAAACACAAGUGAGAUCAGUAUGAAAAAAAAACAUCUACGUACCAAAGGACCAUAAUGUAUUAAGAAACGAUACUUCAGUGAGCUGAAUUUUACAUUUAAAUAGGUAGGUAGUUAGGUAAUUAUUAUUCGUAUUUUGGAGGAGAGGUUAAAUCAAAACAGAAUAUACGUAUACCUUAUACCUACCGAAUCUAUAUUUUAUAAUAUGCCGUUCGUUUUGUUGUAACUUUACGCAUUUAUACCUAUGUUUAAAAGUAUUUUUUUAUAUAAGGAUUAUCGUAUAAUCUUGCAUUAACAUCUUAUAUAUACUGUCGAGGUAAUUACCAUUUUUUUAAAAAGUACCUACAAUUAUUUUAUUUUUUUGUUAAAUAGAAACGUAUAAAAUGAUUGUGUUUACUAUACGAUUGGAAAGAACUAACCGUUGUCGGUAUAUGUACUGAUUAAUGCGUUGUUCCUUUUUCGUUACUCAAUAUUUUUUCUUUAUGUUUUUUUUUCUCUCUCUCUCUCUCCGUUACCCACGUUCAGUGCAAAGUUACCAGUCUGUAUACGUACAAAUACCUCUAGUUACAAUGCUUACCUAUCUUUCUAGUUUGUAAUUCUUUUUCUCUUCCAUGUACCUACUUAUUGGGGGUUUUCCAUUUUAAUGUACCUACUCUUUUAACCGGUUUUUAGAUUUUUAUUUCCACUCAUUAAUGCUACUUUUGCAAAUGACCGUAACGUCCAUAAACUAUUUUACCUACCUAUGUUGUUGUUACGAUUCAAUUUCGAUUUUUUCCCUUAAAGUAGGAUACUUUGAGUAGGUUAUUUUUUGUAGUGGGAAAUUUUUGGCACAAAUGAUUGUAUUUUUAUUCAUUAAUGCGUGAUUUUAAUCAUUUUUACCUAUGGUAUUAGGUACAUGAGGCGAAUGAAGUCGCACAAUAAGAGUAUAGAUGUGGAGGUGUUGUAUUAUUUCUUGCACAGUUCAUUUUUGCCAUCCCAUGCAAGAUUUCUAGUACAGCGGAAAUCGCUUAUAAUGAGAUCGGUUAGUACGAGAUUUCGGAUACAACGAGCAAAAUGCUUGGUCCCGAGCACAACACCAUUCAAACAUGUACAAUAUGGUACCUACCUGUUAGAACGAGCUCAUUUAUAACGAGGAAUCCGGAUAAUACGAGCUGAAAUUCUUGAAAUUUGGUUCGUUUUAUUGUUUUUUCUUUCGCUUAUAACGAGUGUUCAUGCAGAAAACAUUCUUUAGAUCCCAAAUUUCAGCUUCGUAGAUUAAUUUGGUAAAAUUUUGAAAUUCAUGACAGAUUUUGUGGCAUUUUUUGAAAAACAGAACUUUCUAAAAAGCUGUUGGAGGCUCUAGAACUGCUCAAAAACGAUUCAAAACUGUUUCCAAUCGAUUUAACAAGUCAAAAAUAGUAGUAACAUUGACAAUUUUUUUUUGCUACAUGUGUUACAAGCAUCAUUUAUAACGAGAAGAUCUUUAUAUCCGGUUAUUACAAGAUACUUGUUAUAAAUGCAAAACCUUUUAGUACGAGAGACCGGAUACAACGAGCGAAAUUUCCGGUCCCUUGAAUCUCGUUGUAAGCGAUUUCCACUGUAAUUGUAAUGAGGGAAUUGAAAAUUUAUUGGACCAUUCGUUGUACUUUUCAUCGCACCAAAGUUGUUUUUUAAAAAAAAAUCGAUUUCUGCGUGAAAUUGAUUUUUUGGUAUUUUUUUUUUCAUAAUGGAUGACGGUCAUCUCAAACUCUUCAGAUCCUGAAUACUAUUUUUUCAAAGUCUAAAAGAUCAAAUCAAUUAGGUAAAUAUUAGAUGUUUAUCAAUUUAUAUUAAAAAGCAGUGUUGCCAAUUCCAAAAAUUUAUCGUAUAGUUUUCCAAGGUUUUCUAAAAAAAUAUAUAUAUUUCAUUAGACUGAACAUGACUGAAAAUUCCAAAAAAAUUUCAACUUUGCGAGAUCAGAUCUCGAAAACAUGGACAUUGAAAAAAUCAAUUUCUUCGAAAUCUGGGUCUCGAAAAAUCAAGGUUGGUACGACGAAUGUUUUGAGAAUGGGGGGUUUUCAAAAGCGGGCCAUUGAAAGUCGAGGUUUUAAAAAUUAGGGUCCUAAAAAAUCAAGGUUCUCGAAAAUGUGACCUGUGAAAAACAAGAUCUUGAAAAUCAUGGUCUCGAUAUCGAGGUUUUGAAAAUCACGGUUUUAAGAAUCGGUGUCUUGAAAGUUGAGGUCUUGAAAAAAAUUAGGGUCCUAAAAUUCCAAGGGUCUUGAAAAUAAAAACUGAUCGAGAUUAAUGAAAUUUGAAAAAAUCAGAGUUUUGGAAAUCAAGGUUCGAAUCUCACAAAUUAUUAGGGUCCUAAAAAUCAAUCUUCUUGAAAAUGUAGGUUCUAAAAAUCAGAAUUUUCAAAAUCAUGUCUCGAUUUCAGGGUCUUAUAAAAAUAAAAAAAAGUAAUCGAGAUCCUUACAAACUGGAAAAAUUAAAUCCGAGUCGUGGAAACAAAUUGGUUUUGUGAUCAGGAUCUUAAAAAUCAGAGUUUUGUGAAAACCAAGGUUUUGAGAAUCGGUGUGUGCAAAAGCUAGAUCUUGAAAAAUCGGGGUAGAAAAAAUCGGUGACUUAAAAUUUUAAGAAUCCAAGGUCCUGAAAAAAAAUUUGGGUCAUGAAAAUGAAAAUUAAUCAAGAUUCUUGAAAGUUGAAGAGGUCAGUCGAGUCUUGGAAAUCAAGGUUCGGCGAAUCAGGACCUCAAAAAUCAGGGUGUUAAAAAUCAAGUUUCAUGUGGGUUCUGAAAAUCACGAUCUUCAAAAUCAUGUCCCAAUUCCAGGCUCUUAAUAAAAUGAAAUAUAGGUAGUCAAGCUUGGAAACCAUGGUUUUGUGAUCAGAAUCUUAAAAAUCAAUAUGUAUUUUGAAAAUCGGUAUCUAGAAAAGCGAGAUCUUGGAAAAUUGGUUUAUUAAAAAUCAGGAGAUUGAAAAAUCAGGAUCUUGAAAAUUAGGGCCAUGAAAAUCGAAAUUUUAGAAAUCGCAGUCCUAAGUAUCGAUAUUGCGAUUUUAAAAAUUAUAAAUAAUCAAGUUUCUUGAAUGUUGAAAAAAAAAUCCGAGUGUUGGAAAUCUAGUUUCUACCAAUCAGGAUUACAGAAAUCAGACUAUUGAAAAUCAAGGUUUUGAGAAUCAGUGUGCUGAGAACGGAUAUGGCUUUUAAAAUCAGGGGUUUCAAUUUUGAAUAGUUGAGAUCUUAAAAAUCAAAGAAAAAAAGCUUGAAAUUCCCUCACAAACAACACCCAAGACGAAAAAAUUCCCAAUAAUUCAAAAAAAACCAAAAAAAAAUCGACGAAUUAUCUCAAGAAUUUUUUUUGGGUGGGGUGAGAAAGGUUAUAAAUGCAGCAAAACGGAGUUGAAAAUGAUCAUGAUGUAAUCUAAAAACUCUUAAAUUUUUAAAAACUGAGCCUUGAUGAGAAGUGUGAUGAAAUGGUCCAAUCUCGAGUUGAAAAUUAAUAUUGGGAACUCGAUGUUCUAGUUUUUUUGAGCUCAUCAAAAAUUUCAAAUUGAAAUUGAAUUUUUUGGAUUCCCACCUUAAAAAACACAAAGGUUUCAAGCUAUGAUGGGGUACAGAUGUCAAAUAUUUUUCCUGGCGAUACAACAACCAAAAGUACACAAGUGUAAGUGAAACUGCAGACCUUGAAAAUCUGAAGGGGUGAAAAUACGAAUUUUUUAAAUAUUUCAGAUCUGAUUGGACUACAUAUUUCAAAAAAAAAAAAAAAAAAUCAAGGAGCAUGGAAAUUAAAUUUUUUAUGAUAGGUACUUCAAAAAUUCAAUAAUCAUAUUACUCGAUUUGUCUGUUUUCCCCUUAGCUUUAUCUCUAACUUAAACUUACCUACGUGCAAUUUGGGUUGCCUUAUUCGUCGGAAAAAUAUUCGAUACCUAUGCCAGAACAUCCGGUACAUUAUGUACCUAUAUGCAGAUGUGCAUUAGUGUGUUUUGUUCAUUUCCAGUUGAUCUGAAAAUAGGUUGUACAAAUUGCGAUGUUUUUUGAUAAGUUGGAUUUUUAAUCGUCAUAUUAUUAUUGCGAAUAAGCGACCGAUUUUGUAAUUUUUGAGCUUAUUUUUAAUGAAAAAAAAAAAAAAAAACUGUCGAAUCGAACGCAGCGUGUGAUAGAUAAUCAUUGUUAGAUGUACAAAGUUGGAAUAGUACAAGUAGUAAUUAGUUCGAGCUAGCGCGAUAAAAAUUUUUUUGUACAUGCUACGACAAUAAUGGCAGUACAACAUUAAAAAUACCCAUUAAGCAACAAUUUUUCAAUAAUUAUGCCUAUAUUCGCAAAUAUACAUGCAUACAUACACUAAACGAAACUUUUUAAAAGUGUUUGAGUCCUUACAAUAUUUACAUAAAUUUCAUGCUGUACAGUGCAAACCUGUGUAUGAAUUAUUCCAUUAGAUAGGUACUCUAUGCAAAUAAGUGUAGGUAGUAGGUAAAGGUAUAGUGUGGAAGCCUACUCUUACGUACCACGUACCAAAAUGCUUAAAUUAUUAUUUUAACCAUGUAUUUUGUUAUUUUAUUAUCAGUCAAUUGUGGUCUAAUAUUCGUUUGUUUUCUCCUUUUAUUCUCAGUUUUUUUCCAUCGAUGUUUUCUUCCCUUUUUUCCCCCUUUUUUUUUGUUUUGGUUUUUGUUACGAAGUGUACCGUGUAGGUACCUAUUCUUACGCACUUAUUUAUGUACCUAUUUCAGAUGAACUCUGUAUAUACCUAUACGUUUAUCAUUGUUUUCCCUGUUUUUUUUUUUCAAACGUGUGCGUACUCACCUCUCGUGCAUUUUCUGAUUUUUGAAAAUCUGCGUUUUCAAGUACCUACUAUACCUACAAUUUACCUUUUUAUCAGUUUGUCCGAAGAUUAAUCUAGCGGUAAUUUUUUAUGUAGCAUCUCAGGUUAGAAACUAAAAAGAAUUAGUUUUUCGUUUUUAUUUAUUUUACGCAAAAUUAUUCGCGAUCAUGGUUUUCUGUUUUUAAAAUCGCAUCCAUCUUUUCGGAUUGAACUUUUGUACUUGCCACAUACUUAUAUUACGUGUGUGUAAACUUUUUUCUUACAUUUUUCCUAUUAAAUUUUCUAUUAUGUAAAAUACGUCGUGUAAGUAAGUAAAACAAAAUAUACCUAUCUCCCUUGUGAAAUUUAAUACCUACCAAAUUAAAAUACCUACAAUCUGGAAUUAUUUCUAACGCGUCUUACUCGCAGAGUUACCAAAUUAUCUGCUUAUACGUUGACGAUAUGAUAUUUCCAAUGGUUUGAUUUUUUCGCCUAUCUACUUAUGUACUGUCCUUGUUAUACGGUUUUAGAUCAAAAACCAUUCGUUAAGAAAAAUGAAAAAAUUUACCUACCUACAUCGUCCGUAGGUCGACUUACAAAUCAACUCUGAACACGGUAUAUUUUAAAUUUCGUAAAGUGAAAUUACCCAACAACUAAUGGUAAUUUUUUAAUAAUUGAUAAAAGUAUUGGUUAACCUAUUAUACCUAGGUAUAGGCUUACCUAUCCUAUGUAAGUAAAUGUAUAUAACUAAAUAUAUAUACUUUUACAUUUACCCAUAUUCAUAUCAUCGAAAGUGGCGAAAUACAUACCUGCGUAUUGUAAUAAUCAAAUACCUAUUGAGUAACGUGUAAUUACCGUUCUUUUGUAUAAAUAUAUUUUUUUGGUGUUUUGA
Molecule: messenger RNA, 6990 nt
Organism: Planococcus citri (citrus mealybug)
Lineage: Eukaryota; Metazoa; Arthropoda; Insecta; Hemiptera; Pseudococcidae
Product: protein cab-1
Exons: 7
Coding region: 91-1197 (368 amino acids)
Cellular component (GO): membrane
Source: RefSeq, a predicted model, not a curated record